CAGGUCCAUUCAGGCAAUUCCAUUACGUUGUAUACACGAGCAACUGUGAGCAUCUGGCGUAGGCAAGUGACCUUUAACGCUGACAACAUCUGCUCCUCGCAGCCUGCAUUUCCAAAUGGAGACACCACCGCAGACACUACCACCAUCACCUCUUGGAAAUCGGCAUUCUCCGGAGCCAAGCAGGCCACAGGCUACGUCGAGGAUAAGAAGGCGUUCACACAGUAUAAGUGGCUGUGGAGGGGCGGUAAUAGCGGAGUGGUGGCGACUUAUGCUGCUGUCCUCUUCGGCAGCAACCGCGGCUGCAGCUGCCACGGCGGCCUUUAUCGGAAGCGGGGGUGCCACCCCAACUUCCGUGGGCGGCGCCGUACCCACAGCGUGGUGGGUAUCCACUCAACAGCAACAACAGCUUAAUCGCCAGUCGCAACUUCACAAUUCGUGGUGUGCCGUCUCCAGUACGUCUCGUCUCGCAACCGCAACGGGAGGAUGGGACUCAUCAGCUGCUCCCCUGAGGGGUCGACGCGGGUGGGACGGCAUGAUGGGGGCACCGGAUAAAGAGGAGGUUUUAUUGCGGGCAGCAUCUCCUGUCAGGGGUAUGUCCGAGAAGCCGCAGGCUCGGUGGCAAGGUGAGGGGCCUGAUGGUAGGGAAGAGGAGGGGCAAGACAGAGCGGGCAACGUGGGCUCGUCGUGGAUGGAGGCAUUGAGGUUGGAGAAAGGCGCCCUACGGCGGAAUCAUCGCUUUGAGGUGACCAUACGAAAACCGCUGGGAAUUUUCAUGUCGGAAGGGGAGGCAGACGUGGGCGCCCCCACCAUUUCGGAGGUACGGCUAGGUAGCAACGCGGAUAAGGCUGGUCUGCGCGUCGGGGACCGAAUAGUGGCAGCCUCUGCCACAGUGGGAAACAAGCUGUGGACCAAAACGACGCUGGUGGGUGUAGAAUCAGCCAUCAACUCGCGUUUCCGCUUUUCCGACGACAUCACCUUCUGCGUGGAAAGGACCCUGGCGCAGGACGCGGGCGACGACAGUAUCGCGAGUCGGCAAGUCGAGGUGUUCGAGGUAGAGUUGGAGAGGCCGGUGCCGUUGGAGUUGAUGCAAGAGAAUGCAGAAGGCGGCGUCUUUGUUCGACGUGUGCUGAAAGCGGACUGCGAGGCCCUGCGGCGCAUCCAGCCGUACGAUCGAGUCGUCGCCGUCUCGGCGUCCCUGGGAGACCGCAUGUGGCGG
This is a messenger RNA of Nannochloropsis gaditana CCMP526, 1216 nucleotides long. RefSeq lists its product as uncharacterized. Gene Ontology annotation, molecular function: protein binding. The transcript has a single exon. The record is from RefSeq and is a predicted model, not a curated record. The annotation marks the transcript as partial.